AUGAAGAGAGUUUUUCUCUUCUUUGUGUCCCUCGUGGGCGCUGCAGUCCUGGGUCCCCGGUCUGGAAUCCUUGACUGUCCUGGUUACCGCGCCGUUAAUGUUAAGGAACAUGAAUUCUCUCUGGAAGCUGACCUCACCAUCGCUGACGAUGCCUGCAAUUUUUACGGAACUGACAUUUUGGACCUCAAACUUGUGUUUGAAUAUCAGUCUGAUGACCGUCUCCACGUUAUGAUCUUUGAUCAGAAUGAGUAUGUUUACCAGGUUUCUGAGUCGGUCUUACCCCGCCCUUCUACCGAGGGUGUUCACAACAAGGAAUCUCCUACUCUUCGCUUCGACUACCAGCCUGAUCCCUUCGGCUUCAGGGUCAUGCGUGGUGAUGAGGUACUUUUUGAUACUACCGAAACCACUCUAGUGUUCGAGUCACAGUAUCUAAACCUCCGUACCUGGCUUCCCGAUGAACCAAAUCUCUACGGCUUGGGUGAGCACAUAGAUUCGCUGCGUAUGCCAACCACAAACUACACUCGUACUUUGUGGAGUCGUGAUGCUUAUGGAGUUCCUCCCAACACCAACCUGUACGGUAACCACCCGGUUUACGUGGACCAUCGGUUUACUGGGACCCACGGUGUCUUCUUCUUGAACUCCAACGGAAUGGAUAUCAAGAUUGAUAAAACCGAUGAUGGCCGCCAGUAUCUAGAAUACAACACUCUCGGUGGUGUUAUCGAUCUCUACUUCAUGGCAGGCCCGACUCCAAAGGAUGUCAGCAAGCAGUAUGCAGAGAUCGUUGGGUUGCCUGCUAUGCAGAGCUACUGGACAUUUGGAUUUCAUCAAUGUCGUUACGGUUAUCAAGAUGUCUUCGAGGUCGCUGAGGUUGUUCUCAAUUACAGUCGUGCUAAGAUCCCUCUGGAAACCAUGUGGACAGACAUCGACUAUAUGGAUGAGCGCAAAGUAUUCACGCUGGACGCCCUACGUUUCCCCAUCAAGAAGAUGCGUGAACUGGUUACCUACCUUCACAAGCACAAACAGCGAUAUAUCGUCAUGGUUGACCCCGCUGUCAGCCAGAGUAAUAAUGAUGCCUACAACCGAGGACAUGAUAGCCACAUCUUCAUGUACCAUGACAAUGGCGACAUUUACCGCGGAGCCGUCUGGCCUGGUGUGACUGUUUACCCGGAUUGGUUCAACCCAGAUACUCAGGAAUAUUGGAACAACGAGUUUGACCUCUUCUUUGACAAGAAGAAUGGUCUUGAUAUUGACGGGCUGUGGAUUGAUAUGAAUGAAGCCUCAAACUUCUGUGUUUAUCCGUGCUCUGAUCCCGUUGGCUUUGCUCAAAUGAAUGACUUGCCUCCCAGUCCACCGUCAGUUCGCCUUCCUCCUAGUCACCUGCCUGGAUUUCCCGAUGACUUCCAGCCAGAGAGCUCGUCUCAAAAGCGCUCGGAAGAUGUCAAGAAGGUUGGCUUGCCUAAUCGUGAUCUCAUCAACCCUGAGUAUCAGAUUGCCAACGCCGCUGGAUCUAUCAGUAACAAGACCAUAAAUACUGAUCUUCACCAUGCCGGCGACGGAUAUGCUGAGUAUGAUACUCACAACCUUUAUGGAUCAAUGAUGGGCUCUGCCUCCCGUGAAGCAAUGCUCGCACGUCGUCCCGAUGUGCGCCCCCUCGUCAUUACUCGAAGCACCUUUGCCGGUGCAGGUGCCCAUGUCGGUCACUGGCUCGGUGAUAAUAUCAGUCAAUGGGAUAAAUACCGCGGUUCGAUUGCUCAGAUACUGGCUUUUGCCUCGAUCUUUCAAAUUCCAAUGGUUGGUGCUGAUGUUUGCGGAUUUGGUAGUAACACCACUGAGGAGCUUUGUGCCCGCUGGGCUACCCUCGGUGCCUUCUACCCAUUCUACCGUAACCACAACGAAAUGGGUAGUAUCUCUCAGGAGUUCUACCGUUGGGAUGUGGUUGCAGAGGCUGCCCGCAAUGUCAUCAGUAUUCGCUACCGUUUGCUUGACUACAUUUACACAGCAUUCCAACGACAGACCACAACUGGAGAGCCGUUCCUCCAGCCCUUGUUCUACGUGUACCCCCAGGACUCAAACACGUUCGCGAAUCAGGCUCAGUUCUUCUACGGCGACUCCCUCCUUAUUUCACCCGUUCAAGAUGUCGGCGAGGAACAUGUCGAUGCCUACUUCCCCCAGGGUGUAUUCUACGACUGGCAUACGGGCAAGGCGAUCCGCAGCGACGGACAGAUUAUUCGUCUCAACAAUAUCGGCCUUACUGAUAUUCCUAUCCACAUCCGUGGCGGCAGCAUUAUUCCAGUCCGCUCUUCUAGUGCGCAGACUACAACUGAGCUCCGCACCCGCGGUUUCGAGAUUCUUGUCGCGCCCGAUAUCAACGGCGUUGCCUUUGGAACCUUGUACAUGGACGACGGCGACUCUUUGAAGCAGGACAGCACCACCAGUGUAGUCUUUGAUUACUCCAACGGCAAGCUCCACAUCCAUGGCAAAUUUGGUUACCAGGCCAAUGUGGUUAUCGAGGCUGUCACAUUGCUCGGACAACGGGAGGGAUCCGUCCGGCGUGAUUUGGAGUUCAACCCCGAGCGACAGACUGUGACUCAACUCACUAACAUUGAGUUGAACGGACCUGCCGAGGUUGAAUUCCUUUGA
Messenger RNA from Penicillium taxi, 2640 nucleotides. RefSeq names its product putative alpha-glucosidase (gene agdC). NCBI's taxonomy places the organism in Eukaryota, Fungi, Ascomycota, Eurotiomycetes, Eurotiales, Aspergillaceae. The record is from RefSeq and is a predicted model, not a curated record. Gene Ontology annotation, biological process: carbohydrate metabolic process. The transcript has 6 exons. Gene Ontology annotation, molecular function: hydrolase activity, hydrolyzing O-glycosyl compounds; carbohydrate binding. The coding region runs from base 1 to 2640 and encodes 879 amino acids.